This is a messenger RNA of Symbiodinium natans, 1317 nucleotides long. Lineage: Eukaryota; Dinophyceae; Suessiales; Symbiodiniaceae. The record is from the annotation of a GenBank genome assembly.
AUGGAGCGCUGGCAAGGCUUGCUUUGUGCACUAUGUGCAGCCGUGGCCUUUGGUGUCCAGUAUGCACCAGUCAAGAAGUACGAGAUUUACGAUGGCAUUACGUUUCAGUGGUUCAUGUGUGCUGGAAUCUUGAUGGUGGGCUUCGUCUCCUCCGUCAUCUUCGGUGACUUUGGUAUGAAGGACAAUGAAUGUCUCCUGAUCAUCGGUGGCGGUGCACUCUGGGCUCUGUCGAACUACCUGGUCUUGCCUUUGGUCAAGCUUCUCGGAAUUGGCCUGGGCUUCUCGCUGUACCACUUUGUCAAUUUGAUGGUGGGCUACAUUGUGGGCCGUCUUGGCCUUUUUGACAUGGCGCGGCUCGAGGGGAACUUGCACGUUUGUGAUGCAGGUUGCACUCUCAUCCUGGCAUCGUUCGUCAUCAUGGUUUUCGUGGAAGGCGAGCAAGGUGAUGCACAUCAACCCAGCCAGCCAGCAGAGCUGCCCCCGCCCAUGUUUCAGAUCGACCCGAACUACCGCGAAAUGUACCACCGGUGGCGCCAAGGCGAGUCGCGAGGUGCGAAAGAUGCGCCUAUGCUGAAUGCCCUCCGCUCCACAAUGUUCGGAUAUUCCGCCAUGGAGCCUGGAAGCAACCUGAAGGCCGUCGGUGGCUUUGGCCUUGGCCAGGUAGCUGCGAAGCCGCAUGUUUCUGGCUCCGCGGAAACGGCCUUCCUGGAUUCGAGGCUCCAGCACAUGCCGCGGAACUUUAGCGAGCCAACUAUCGCAUCCUCCAAUGGCAGCCGAGAUGCUGCUGCAUCAGUAGAAAGCACACAGCCAGGUGCGCUUCCAGUCCUCACCGCCAGUCCGCGAAUGACUAAAUUGCUUGGAGUGAUCCUGGCGUUGUUCGCCGGGGGCUUGGCUGGCGUACAAAGCGUUCCAGCAGCCAUCUACAAUCAAAGGCACCCAGGUGCACACCCCACAGUCGUUGUUUUUCCACAAUGCCUGGGGAUUUACAUCUGCUCAAGUUUCAUUUACCUCUUCUACGCAGCUGUGGCCCGCGCAUCUGGCUGGUCAAUUCCGCACUCGGCCAUUCGGCCUCCCUACUUCAGCGGCUGCAUCUGGGCCGUUGGAUUUUCCUUCAUGAUCGUGGGGAUCUCAGCCCUGGGCUUCUCCAUUGGAUACACUCUGGACGCUGUGGGGCCCAUUGUGGUGGCGAGCAUGCUUUCAAUCUUCGUGUUCAAAGAGAUCACCAGGCCCAGGCAGCUGAUUCUGUACUGGUGCUCAUUCGGGCUGCAGCUGAUUGGCGUGGUCCUGAUGACCACCUACGGAAAGCACAGCAGCUGA